This is a messenger RNA of Cuscuta campestris, 762 nucleotides long. The record is from the annotation of a GenBank genome assembly. Lineage: Eukaryota; Viridiplantae; Streptophyta; Magnoliopsida; Solanales; Convolvulaceae.
CUUUUAAUUUCUUGAUUGGUGAAAAAAACCCAUUUUUUUAAAAAAAUUUAAAAAAGGAAUCGAUCUAUGGGUAGCAUUGGGUUAGGGCUGGAAAUCACCGAGCUCCGGUUGGGUCUGCCGGGGACCGGCGACAAGAAACGGCCGUUCUCGGAGGCGGACAAUGACCGGAACAGUAGCAACAAUAACGGAGGAGAGGGACGGCGGGGUAACGACGGUAACGGCAGCAAUAAGGCCCGGAACACGAGCCGGGUCGUGGGUUGGCCGCCGGUUUGCUCGUACCGAAGGAAGCAAAACGACGCCGUCGUGGACAGCCAGAAGGCGUACGUUAAGGUUAGCAUGGACGGCGCGCCGUUCUUGCGGAAGGUUGACCUCGCCGCUCACGACGGCUACUCCGCCCUCGUCGCCGCCCUCCACCGCCUCUUUCACCUCCCCGGCAUCGGGGAAGAGUUGAAAGAUGGAGAGAGUUCAGGAGAGUAUGCUCCAAUAUAUGAGGACAAAGAUGGUGACUGGAUGCUCCUUGGAGAUGUUCCAUGGGGGAUGUUUAUUGAGUCUUGCAAGAGAUUAAGGAUCAUGAAGAAAUCAGAAGCAAAGGGUUUUGGGCUUGAUGCAAAGAAUUCCUUCAAUGAGAUGUCAAAAGAAGGAUGAAUAAUGAUAAUAUAUAUCUAUUCCACAACUCUUUAUAAUGAAUGUAUUUAAUUUUAAUUCUCAUUCAUAUUUGUUUAAUUCUCAUUUGCUACAAAAACAUAAAUGAACUUGUGUGUU